GAAUUUUGUUAUCCAGUACCAUGGGACAACAUAAGAAUCCACAACAGAUUUAGCGACCUUGCGACUGUCUUACGCCUGCUCGUUUCCCAGGGUUUGCGCCCGCUCUCCCUUCCUUUCUGCGGCAUUCGCGCUCCCGGGAGAGCUCGGUAUCAUAAGCAACGAUGAUAAUGAAGCUAGCAAGCUCGCAGCCUGAAAUAGGGAGGCCGUAGGGCGAGGCUCGGGUGCCAUGUCGUCGGCCAAGGCCAAGAAGGGCAAGAAGGAACGGGACGAGAAAAAGGAGCCCAUCAAUGAGGACGUUGCCGACGAAGAAGCAUUACCCUGGAAAAAUGUAUUUCGUCCAACGUGCGCCCAGGCUCCAAAAGAUAACAGCUUCACACUCGAUGACGAGUCUUUGUCGUCGGCUGUGGAGGGGCUGCUGUCCUGCCUCACCGUGUCGGACCCCAACGAGGAAGGCAACCCCACCUGCUUCGUCAGCGCCGGUUUCAUGUCCAUGAUGGGCGUCAGCGAGCAGGAGUGCCUGGGCAGGAACAGCAACGUGCUGCAGGCUGGCAAGGUGGACUCGCCGGUGGCUGAGGCGCAGCGCACGGCGGUGGCAGAGCGGCGCGUGGUGUCGCUGGAGCUGAACAGCACCCGCAAGGACGGCCGGUCCUUCCCGAGCCUGCUGAGCCUGGUGCCGGUGCUGGGCGGCGACGGCGGCAGUGUGCUGCACCUGGUGGGGCUGCAGGCAGACCUGGAGGAGCGGCGGCGGCGGGGCGAGGCGGCGGACGAGGCGUUCGUGGCGCGGUGGCAGGAGCAGGUGAGGCACCACCUGGCCGCCUUCGCGCUGGUGGACGUCAGCGGCGGAGGGGGCGGAGCAGCAGCUGCAGCAGCCGGCGGAGGAGGAGCAGGAGCGGCGGGAGGGCCGGGCGGCGGCCGGGCGGGCACGGCGGGCUCCAGCUCGGGCCCCGCUCCCGCCACCACUGCUGUGUGCGGCGUGUCUCCCGGGUUCACUGCACUGACGGGCUACAGCCAGGCGGACGUGCUGGGCUGGAACCUGCUGUGCCUGUGCGGCCCCGACUCCUCGGAGCGUGACAUGCGCCGCCUCAUCACCAGCCAGUGGAGCCACACGCCCAGCCUCACAAAGCUGCUGUGCUACAAGCGCGACGGCACGCCCUUCUGGGCGCUGGUGCUCAGCUGCCCGAUCACGCCCGCCGCGCCGCAGCCGCCGCAGCAGCUGGGUCGGGGGCUGGUGGGCGGCAGCUCGGGGCGGGCGGCGCAGGCGUACGGCGGACUGGCGGGCCGCGCGGGCGGGCUGGGGUUGGGCGGGCUGCUGGGCGGGCUGGGCUCGGCCCUGGGGAAUCAGGGCGGCGGCGCCGGCGCCGGCGGCGAGGGCGGCGGGGCUGGGUCGUCAGCUGUCAAGUACUGCCUGUGCUGCGUGGUGGACAUCACGGCACAGCGGCUGCGGCGCAUCGUGGGCGGCAAGUACGUGCUGGGCAAGGUCAUCGGGCAGGGCGCGUUCGGGCUGGUGCGCAUCGGCAAGAACGUGUCCACAGACGAGCUGGUGGCCGUGAAGAGUGUGGACGCCACCCGCUUCCGCAACAUCGCCGAGAUCGACCAAAUCCAGGAGGAGAUGAGCGUGCUGGCCAGCCUGAAGCACCCGCACAUCAUCCGCCUGUUCGACGUGCACUUCCAGAACAACACCUUCUUCCUGGUCAUGGAGUUCGCGGGCGGCGGCAGCCUGGUGCACUUCAUGCGCCACCACGGCGACCCCGUGCGCCACUGCCUGGACGAGGCCACCGCGGGCCGCGUGUUCGUGCAGAUGAUCUCCGCGCUGGACUACUGCCACCGCAGGCGCGUCAUCCACCGCGACCUCAAGCCCGAGAACAUCCUGCUGGACGACGCCAACAACCUCAAGAUAGCGGACUUUGGGCUGGCGGCAGUCACGGCGCCCUUCAGCGGGGGACUCACGCUGCAGUGCGGCACGCCCGAGUUCACAGCUCCCGAGAUCACUGUGGGCCGCGAGUACGACGGCACCAGUGUGGACAUCUGGUCCAUGGGCGUCAUCCUGUACGAGGCGCUCACGGGGGUUCUGCCCUUCAGGGGCGCCAACCAGGCCGCGCUGUUCAAGGCCAUUCAGAAGGGUGUGUACGAGCCGCUGCCCGCCUCCCUCAGCUCCGAGUGCCGCGACCUGGUCCGCCGCAUGCUGCUGGUGGACCCCUCCUCCCGGGCCGCCAUGGACGACAUCCUGCGGCACCCCUGGGUCAGCCGCGCAGCCGCCAGCCCCGGCCUGGGCGCGGGCGGGCGGCUGGGCAGCUCCAGCGGGUUGCAGGGGCUGCUGCCCAGCGCCGCAUCGCUGCCGGAGCCGGCGGAUGAUGACGCGCUGAUGACACGCCAGUCGUCCGGCGCGGUCGGCGGCUCGGGCCCGGGGCUGGACGGCGGGCGGCCGUCCUCCUCCCUGUGGCGCGGCGACCGGCCCGACCUCAACAACGGCAGCGGCUCGGCGGGGACAGGGGCGGGGUCGGGGGCGGGUCACCGCGGCGAGGGUCUGGGCGGUGACUCGCUGGGGCCGCCCAGCUACGCCUCCUCGCGGCCCACCAGUGCGGGCCUGGGGCCGGGCGGCGCCAGCCUGGGCCCGGCCUCGCCCGCGGGUGUGGGCCUGUCGAGCGGCCUGUCGGGCGGCCUGUCGGGCCUGGGCCUGGGCAGCGGGCUGCCGGGCGGCUCGGGGCCGGCGGGCGGUCUGCACGACUCGGUGAAGCUGGUGCUGCCGUCCGGGGGCACGGACCCCAAGGACGACCCCAUCCUGGCCGCCAUCCUGCGCAGCCACGGCCACGGCACCGGCGACCCCAACUCCCCCUCGCGCAACAGCGGCGCCGACGACGGCGACGACGGCGGCAGCGACUCCCUCCGUGUGCAGCCCAGCGCGCAGUCGCUGGCGGCGGGAGGAGCGGGUGUGGGGCGGCGCGACUCCACGCCCGUGUCGGCGGCACGCAUGGGCGCAGGCAGCCGCAGCAUGGGCGGCAUGCCCACGGCCGCGGGCGGCGGGCUGCACGGCGGCGGGCAGGGCGGCAAGGCGCGCGGCGGCGCACUGCUGCCCACACUGGCGGGCGGCGGCGCCUCCAACCCCGCGCUGAACGGCGUGCUGGGCGACAGGCGAGCGCCCGAGUCGUCCAGGUUCAGGUCGCCCGCAAGAGGCCCGGUGCCGGGUGGGACAGGCGGCAUGGGGCGCGGCGGCGCCAGCACAGGGCGCAUGCAGCCGCAGCAGCAGCAGCAGCAGUCGUCGCCACUCUCGGGCCAGAACGCAGAGAGCAAUGGGAGGCAGCUGCCGCCCAUCCAGACGGCACGAGCUGCCAGCAAAAAGGGGAACGUAGCGGCUCGGUAGUGGUGAUUGGGGGUGGGGGUCGAAAGGUGGAAACUUGAGAUGGGUACUGGCCGGCUCGCAGGCUUGGUGGGGGAAUGUUUGUGUUCAGCCGCGGCCCCGGAGGCUCUUUCUAGGAAUAGGAAGGAGGGCUCAGUCUUAGGCAAGCUUGCAGGAUGCUUACUCGGAACGCGUGCAGAAUAAGUUGGCAGCUACAGAACAGCUGGUCUUGAAGCACAAGUGCAGGCUGGAGGUGAGAUUGCCCUGCGGGCUGCAUCGCCCUGCGGGCUGCGGCCCGCGGCAUGCUGUAAAUGCCAUCGGGCCCCAAAUUCGCCGACGGCGUUGGGGUUUGGGGCGGUGGUUCUACGGAGCGUAGAAGUUCUGGCGUGGACUUGGCGGUAAAGACGUUUGGGGGUUUGAGGCGCAUGCCCCCAAGGGAAAGAUUUCCGGGCGUUGAUGCUGCGGGAGUGCUGCGGGAGGGGUCACCUAGUACGCUGUGUGUGUGAUGGGACAGAGUUUAGGCAGGUUGGCGAGGUCCCGUAGGGUGCAGCUGAUGCCCAUACCCCAAGCAGACGCUGUGUAGACGCCGCGGGCCCGAGGGCAACUACACGGCACUGAGAUGCAGUACCCUUUGCGGCUGUGUCCUUACCGUGUGUUCAGGGGCGCGGCAGCGACGCAAUGCGUAUCACGCAACGCAGCAACAGCUGGAGUGGCAGGGCUAAGGAACGUGCGAGGGCACUUGAGGGCCUGGGGAAGGGGCAGCCCGGGGGCGCGGUUGACUGCUGAGGCAGGUGCCAGGAUGCACGCGUGCCGGCCGCGAAUUGACCCGA
Molecule: messenger RNA, 4164 nt
Organism: Chlamydomonas reinhardtii
Lineage: Eukaryota; Viridiplantae; Chlorophyta; Chlorophyceae; Chlamydomonadales; Chlamydomonadaceae
Exons: 11
Coding region: 227-3358 (1043 amino acids)
Biological process (GO): intracellular signal transduction; protein phosphorylation
Cellular component (GO): cytoplasm
Molecular function (GO): ATP binding; protein serine/threonine kinase activity
Source: RefSeq, a predicted model, not a curated record